Molecule: messenger RNA, 2847 nt
Organism: Lactuca sativa (garden lettuce)
Lineage: Eukaryota; Viridiplantae; Streptophyta; Magnoliopsida; Asterales; Asteraceae
Product: P-loop containing nucleoside triphosphate hydrolases superfamily protein
Biological process (GO): regulation of telomere maintenance
Cellular component (GO): nucleus
Source: RefSeq, a predicted model, not a curated record
UAGCGACCGAUUAAACCCAAAAACCUAAAAGCAAGACUAAUGGUGUUUCUCCAGAAUUAAUUUGACAAGAGAAGGGUAAGUUUGUGCUCGAUUAAUGCCAUCACAACCUGUCGUCAAAUAGGCAUCCUUUUGCUGUUCUUCUGUUUCCUGGAACCCAGGGAUUUUCAUCGUUGCCGUACCAAUCACUCAUAAUUUUCUGUAAGCCGAUGGAUCAUUCAUGGCGUCCUCCGCCUCUGCCACUAGUACCAGGUAACAACGCCAACAUCUGCCCAAUCUGCUCAACAUCUCACUUCCCUUUUUGCCCUCCUCCCCCAUUCAUCGAAAACCCCAGAUUCCAUUACUCACAACCCCAAAACGAUUACUAUCAUCAACGACCCCGUUUUGAUCACCCCCAUCCAUUCCCGAAUCAUCAGAGUUCGUUAAGUUAUAACCAUGAUUAUAAUUCUAUUAAUGGGCAUGUAGGUAGACGACCUACGUGGUAUGGUAGUAACCCUAGCUUAGAUAUGAGUCCGUAUAAUGCCGUCGUCGAUCCUCCUAUGGUUAAUGGAAAUUAUAGUAAUCAUCAUAUGGGUGGUGUUGGCUCUGCUGGUUAUGGAUAUGAUGGCUAUGAUAAUGGCGGAAUUAAGAGAAUGAAAAUUGAACCCAUUGAUAAUAACAAGGGUCCUAGAGGAUCCUUUAUGGGUGGUGAAAUUGCAGAUACAUCAAAGUCCUCAUCUGACAAUGAGAGAAUAUUGAAGUUGAUUCAUGAUCAUGGCAAUGCUGUCAAUGGUGGUCUUCCUAAAGUAGGCGCAAAUUCAACUUCGGAAUCCAAUGGUGAAAAUGGCAAUAUAUAUGCACAUGAGAAAUUUGGAGAAACUCGUGAAGUUAGGGAUGACAUGGGAUUCAAACGGAAACGUGAGAUGAGUGACUUUCCAAGUAGCAGGGAAGAUCAUGGAGUAGUGUAUGCGAAGACUAAUGUUCAUUUUGAUCAAAGAGAUGAACAAACACAGGAUCACCAUAGAGGAGCAGCUCCAUAUCAUUCUGUUUUGCAGAGAAGUGAACUGAAUCAAAAAUUGCAUGAUCCAGCUACUGGAACUUUACAAGAGAAUCAUCACAAUUUGCAGCGAACAACUCAGAUUAAGUUGCCACAACCUACUUAUGUUAAUACACCUAGUUCUUUUGGGACAAACUUUGGUCCAGUGGAGGUUCCUUAUGCUUAUCGUGGCCAACCUCCUCUUCCUGUUUCCCCUCCACCACCACUACCCAUAGACCCACCACGGAAUCAUUUCUUUGAGCCAUUCACUUCACCACCAGUACAAAAGCCCUCUUUGUUUCCUAUUGGUGUUAGUUCUUCAGCAGACUCGUUAUCUUCAUCAUCAUCAUCACGUUCUGCAAUUCCUGAACACCAAUCAUCUACACAAGUUUAUUAUGCCAAUAACGCAGGUCACCAUCCUUCAACUCUUUCUUCUGUUGAGGAAUUUUACACCCGACAAUCUUCAUCUGAAAAACAUCUGAGAGAUGUUCAACCUUUUCCAUUGCAGCAUAUAUCUUCAGAGAAGCCAAAUAUUAUUGAUGCUUCUCGCAUAUUUAAGCAGCCACACCGAGUAUCUCGUCCUGAUCACUUGGUGAUAAUCCUACGUGGACUUCCAGGUAGUGGAAAGAGCUACUUGGCAAAGGUGCUGCGUGAUAUUGAGGUUGAAAAUGGUGGGGAAGCACCACGGAUUCAUUCAAUGGAUGAGUACUUCAUGACUGAAGUUGAAAAGGCUGAAGAUAGUGAGUUUUCAAAGUCUUCUGGUUCUCUUAGAGGCAAGAGACAAGUAAUGAAGACUGUGAUGGAGUAUUGUUAUGAACCUGAAAUGGAGGAGGCUUAUCGAGCAAGCAUGCUGAAGGCAUUUAAGAAGACCCUUGAUGAAGGGGUUUACUCGUUCAUAAUUGUGGAUGACCGCAAUCUGCGGGUAGCUGAUUUUGCUCAGUUUUGGGCAACUGCUAAGAGAUCGGGUUAUGAAGUAUACAUAGUGGAAGCCUCAUACAAGGAUCCAGCAGGUUGUGCGGCUAGGAAUGUGCAUAACUUUAGCCUGGAUGAUAUACAGAAGAUGGCUACACAAUGGGAAGAAGCUCCAUCAUUGUACUUGAAAAUGGAUGUCAAGUGUUUACUCCAUGGAGAUGGUUUUGAUGAAGGUGGGAUUCAAGAGGUGGACAUGGAUAUGGAAGAUGAAGAUGAUGAUGCUAUAGAUGGUAAAAGUCCACAUGAGAAUAUGAAAGAGCAGGUGGAUGAUUUAACACCUCAUGGUAUUGAUGAUGAUGUGAAGAAGAAGAAGCAGCAUAAUGAUACACCAGAAGUGAAACAUUUGAGUAGAAGUAAAUGGUCAAAUGAUAUGGAUGGAAAUGAGUCCCAUGAAGAAGAAGCAACACAAAAUGGUGGUGCUCUUUCAGGCUUAAUUCAAGCAUAUGGAUAUAGUAAGGAAGGUAAAUCUGUACGCUGGGGUGAUCAGGGUGGAAAUGUUGGGUUCUCAAUAAGCGCAACAAGAAAAGGAAAAGCAACCACAGCAUCAUUACUUAUUGGGCCUGGUUCAGGUUACAACUCGAAAUCAAACCCAUUAUCAGAGGAAGACUGCAUAAAGGGAGGUGUUGAGUCAACAAGUCAAAAUGUAUUCCAAGAACGUAUCCGGGCAGAAUGUGAAUCUUUCAAAGCUGUUUUUGAGAAAAGGCGACAUCGGAUUGGUGGGUUCAACUUCAAUGUGGAUGAAGAAUAAGUAACAGCUUCAAUCUUUAUGUUUUUGUUGUAUCUAUUAUCAUCUACUAAAAUUUUGUAGCUUGUUGGAUUUCAAGUUCAAAACUAAUAAAUAUAAUUUUAUAUCUUUUACUUCA